Messenger RNA from Patella vulgata (common limpet), 1084 nucleotides. Its product is annotated as box C/D snoRNA protein 1. Gene Ontology annotation, biological process: maturation of LSU-rRNA from tricistronic rRNA transcript (SSU-rRNA, 5.8S rRNA, LSU-rRNA); box C/D snoRNP assembly; snoRNA localization. The record is from RefSeq and is a predicted model, not a curated record. Lineage: Eukaryota; Metazoa; Mollusca; Gastropoda; Patellidae. The coding region runs from base 134 to 1024 and encodes 296 amino acids. The transcript is spliced from 8 exons. Gene Ontology annotation, cellular component: nucleus; pre-snoRNP complex.
AAGCAAAACCCAGUAAUUAUUUCAAUAUCAUUUCGUAUUAUUUUUUAUCUAAAAUUUGUUAUCUUCACAAACACGUGGUGUUGUUUACAUUUUUGAGGGAAAGAUAAUAUAAACUCUUCAAUUUUAAUACAAAAUGCCAAGUUUUCGAUGCCAGGUUUGCGAAGAAAACAUUGCCAAAUACACAUGUCCUCGGUGCAAACGUAAAACAUGUAGUUUGGUCUGUGUAAAGAAACAUAAAUAUGAAAACAAAUGUGAUGGGGUCAGAGACAAAACUGCUCAUGUUGCAGUUAAAGAUUUCACUGAUAGAGAUUUAUUAAGUGAUUACAGAUUUUUGGAAGAUACAUCAAGGAAAACAAACAGUAUUACUAGAGAUGUUAUUAGACUAGAAAAAGAAAAACCAAGAAUGCUGAACCAGUUAAUACGUGAAGCUAAGAAUAGAGGAAUUGAUUUAAAAGUUUUACCAUACCCUAUGACCAGACGGAAGACAAAUACCACAAGAUAUUUUCGUCAGGAAAAAAUAAUAUUUUGGCGUGUUGAUUUAGUGUUUCCACAAGCAAGUGUAAAAUAUACAGAAAAAAGGACUGAUGAAAACACAAGUCUUGAUGAAAUAUUAAAGAAUUAUAUAUCCCCAACAGAAUCUGAUCCAGUUAUAAGACAAAAGUUAAAACAAUAUGUUCAGACAAUGAGUGACGAAAUCAAGAUAUUUUUAUUAGUAGAAAAUAGACCCAGUAAUGAUAAAAGGUAUUUUGGACUGGAUAGCUCAAAGACACUAAAGCAGAAUUUAACAGAAAAAACAGUUUUAGAAAAUCCUGUAUUAACCAUUGUUCUUAAAAAGAACUGGUCUGAAUAUACUUUAUUAUCUGAAGAGGAAGAAUUAGAAGUGAAAGAAAAGCUCAAAUUAGAAAUAGCUAAACCAGUAGUUAAUAACAAACACAAUAGAUCACAACAAAAUUUGAGAUCCAGUAAUAUCAGACGAAGACAUCGUCCCAGGAACAGGACUACAAACCAUAAUGUAACCCCAUGAAAUUUCAAAAGUAUGACAUCUGUACAUAAACUAAUUUUUGUUAUAAACAAUUGUGUUUUA